Messenger RNA from Salvia splendens (bonfire salvia), 1820 nucleotides. RefSeq names its product transcription initiation factor TFIID subunit 7. Gene Ontology annotation, cellular component: transcription factor TFIID complex. The record is from RefSeq and is a predicted model, not a curated record. Gene Ontology annotation, biological process: RNA polymerase II preinitiation complex assembly; transcription initiation at RNA polymerase II promoter. Lineage: Eukaryota; Viridiplantae; Streptophyta; Magnoliopsida; Lamiales; Lamiaceae. The transcript has 6 exons. Bases 906 to 1508 code for a protein of 200 amino acids. Gene Ontology annotation, molecular function: RNA polymerase II general transcription initiation factor activity.
AUACUCCAUCUUGUUGAGAGGCUUAUUUUCUUUUAAAAUGAGUAUGAAACUAUCAUUUCGCAUAAUUGUAUUUUGAUAUUUUCUCUAAGUCUGAAGUCUAAGGUGUGUUAUCUUACUACAUUCAUCCGGUUUAAAAUUCAUUCCAAGUUUCUAAUUAAGGUUGUGUAUUAGUAACUUUUUUUAAAAAAAAGAAGUUAUUUAAAAAUAAUAAAAUUAUCUUAAUUUUUGUAUGUAUAAUCAUGUAAACUAUCUUGUUAUAAGCUAAUGUGUCAUGAGUAAGUAUUUAAUAAGUGCUAUAAUAGAAAAUGACUUUGAUUAACUCUAAUAAAUGGUUGAUACAUGUUAGAAAAUGAUAAUGAGGUGAAUAAACUAGCCGGUUGAGACAUUGAUUUUUUGUUUGCCAUAUAUAAAAUGUGAUUUUUUGUAUUUUAGGAAAAAAAAUAUAAAGACAUUUUCUAGAGACUAAUUACGAAGAUCGUCCACUAUCCGGCGACUCCAUUUUCAGGAAAUUUAAAUUUAAAUUUGAUAAGUCAGGUGAUUGCUCCGAUUUAGAACUCUUAGUAAAUCAAUUAUAUAAAAAUUUUCAAUGUAUAGAAUCCAACAUAUUAAAGGCCCAAAUAACAUAUUCCUACAUAAACUAAUACUUAAAUAUUUAAUAUUUAAAUAACACAUUAUUUAAAUUGUAAUUCACAAUUUCUAAUCCAACACUCACGCUUGCUGUCGUCGUCUUCCAAUUUGGCGCCACCCUCCACCGCCGGCGGUCAUAUUUUCCGACGUAGCUUCAGCCGUGCUAGCUUUAACCUCGAAAGCAAACACCGUGUUCACUUCAAUUUCAUAGUUAUUGGGAUUUCUCUAAAUUAGAAGUAUUGUUUGGGAAUUAUUGAGAGACAAGUAAGGUAAAGGAUAUGGAAGAGCAGUUUAUACUGCGAGUGCCACCAGCUGUAGCCGAAAUAAUUGAGCGGCUCUUAAAUGAUUCAUCAGCUUCUUCUGAGGACAAGAACUUGGAUAUGGUGUUUUCUGAGGAUGGAAGGACCGGUACGUUUGUUAUAGGCAAUGACCGCUUCUCUUCAUCCCUCUUGGAUCUUCCCUCUGUUGUAGAGUCUUACAAGACUUACGAUGACAACGUGUUGAUUAAAACUGCAGACAUUGGUCAAAUGAUAAUGGUGAGAGAGGAGAGUGAUGGUGUCCCGGAGGCAGUUGAGUAUAGACAUGGACUCACUCCACCCAUGAGGGAUGCUCGAAGACGGAGAUUUCGUCGCGAGCCAGAUUUAAAUCCCGAGGUUGUCCGUCGUGUAGAGAGAGAUUUGCAGAACAUCAUGGCUGGUGGAACAGCCGAGAAUAUUGGUGUUGAAAUGGUUGAGCCCAGGGAAUAUGGCGAUGAAGCUGCUCCCAAUGCGAGUAAGAAAGUGGCAUCUGCACCUUUAGCAAAGCCUGAUGCGCCUGAAGCAGGAACUGCUGGUGGGGAGCCUGAUGGGAGUGAUACUGAUGAGACCGAUGAUUCUAUGUGAACCAAACAUGAAUAUGCCAUUGGCCUAUAUUGAAUUGGUGAAGGGAUAAAACUGUGUCAGCUAUGUCUCCUAUGCAGAAUCUGGUCUCCAACUUCUGUGCCAGACUCCUCCAACACAAGGUUCUAAUCAGUUGUGUGCUCUGUUAUUUUCUAUUCAUGUGUAUGGAGCAUCUUAUUGUGCAUGUCUAAGUUACUUUGUGGAAGUUCCCUUAUAGUUGAUUCAUUUUUCAUUUUCGGGAAGUUCUCUCAUAGUUGAGUCAUUUCCAUAUAUUGUAACAUUUUUCUCUUUUUUACUUUGCUCUCUCUUACUUUA